Messenger RNA from Rhipicephalus microplus (southern cattle tick), 1062 nucleotides. RefSeq lists its product as uncharacterized. Gene Ontology annotation, cellular component: nucleus. Gene Ontology annotation, molecular function: DNA-binding transcription factor activity, RNA polymerase II-specific; RNA polymerase II transcription regulatory region sequence-specific DNA binding. The record is from RefSeq and is a predicted model, not a curated record. Lineage: Eukaryota; Metazoa; Arthropoda; Arachnida; Ixodida; Ixodidae. Gene Ontology annotation, biological process: cell differentiation; embryo development; anterior/posterior axis specification.
AUGGCGUCGCCACCGUCCUUGGCCGACGAAAGCGCGGACAAGACGGCACGUGUCAAGUACACCCGCCACCAGUUGGACAGACUGGAGGAAGAGUUCAACGACCACCAGUUCAUCGACUCCCAGGAGACGCUGAGACUCUCCGCCGAACUGGGCAUCUCCGCCAAGCAGAUCAGGACGUGGUUUCAGAACAAGCGCGCCAUGCUGCGGCGACUGGCGAUCAGGGCGGCCGGCAGCAACUACGUUCCCCAGUUACAGCGGCCAGCAGCGCAAUCCAAGGCGCGCACGCCACCGGCUUCUCCACGAGGCGCGGGUGACAGCCGCCCGUCGCAGCCCGCCCCUGUUGCGUCGGCGUUCUCAGUCGACAAUCCCGGAGCCCAAGCGCAGUGCACCGCAGGAACCGACUUUCAACCGCAGCAGAGGGUGCCGCCGCACGGAUCUUUUCCCGCAGGCGGCGGCUACCUCACGGUUCCGCAGCCACGAUGGAACGACAGAAUGUCUCCCACAGUACCGUCGUCACCUUCUCCCGCUGUGAGCAGUGGCGACGAGGAAGCCCUGUCCGCGUCCGUGGAACUUAGGCCUAACGUGGCGGCAACCUCGUGCCGACCGUACGGCAGCGUCGAGUCAAUUUGGCCUGAUAGUCCUCCGCCUCCGCUGACCUCGUCGUUCAGCCAUUCGGCGCCGUGCAUUACGGCUGGGAGGAGCCCUACGGGACACGACUGCAUCCGGUACCGUCAAGCGCCUUACAGUACCGCCGCUGCGCCACCAAUGUGGCAAGCGCAACCGCAGUGGCAGCAGGUGGUACAAUCUACCCAGGGACCGCCACCAGCGGUGCACAAAGUCCCGGAGGGAGUGUGGACACAGCCCGAACCAGCAGCCGCAACUGGUCACGUGCUUCAGGGUACCUGGGCGCCGUCGCCGUGGCAACCGACUCAAGCCGGUGCCAGUGCGCCCCCUGCCGAGGACUCUCACACCGUACCCGACAUCGGAAGUCUGACGGCGCUCGUGCUGGAGAUGGAAGCUACCGCCAUUUCAGGGAAGAACGGCGGUGCCGGCAACAGCUGA